CUCAAACGAUAAAAAACAGGUUGUUAUGCAUGAACAGUUCACGAUAGCAUACAUGUAUAGUUGAAGUCAUGUAAAUGUGUAACAUGCUAUAUAUUUGAGCCAUUAUUAAUUUAUUUUGCUAUGUAAUCUACAAAUUGAAUUUGUUGCAGAAUCACGGAAUAUGAACACCAUAUUUGCUGUAUUUCUUCUGCUACCAAUGACUGCAGGAUUGAGAAGUUAUGCUUGUAGUGGAACGAAUGAUCAGCACAAACUAUCUUGUGAAGAAAAUAAAAGGAUUAAUAUUGUGCAUGGUCGAUAUGGCUUUAGAAAUUAUGACUGCGGGAGUUAUUGCAUUCAUUAUUUGGAUUAUUGUGAUUGUCGUCUUGACUUUAACAGUACAGUCGAAUCGAAUCUUAUGGAUUUGUGUAAUGGGAAGAAGACAUGCCGCUUUCGACUACUAAAAUCAUAUUAUGAAAGUGAAAGUUGCUACAAAAUAAUUUACUAUAAAAGAAAAUACUAUAAUUUGUAUAGAUAUUCCUACAUAGAGUAUCAAUGUUUGACAGUCACAACUACCUUACCAACCAUAAAAACAAGCACUACAAGAGAACAAGGCACAACUACCUUACCAACCAGAAGAACAACCACUAAAAGAGAACAAGACAUAACUACCUUACCAGCCAGAAGAACAAUCACUACCAGAGAACAAGACACGCGUCGGGUAUUUACGGAUACAACUACAAUAGAGUCGACUAAACUAGACAAUUCCAAACCUGCAAACUCCACGGAUAAAGAUAGAUCUGGAAGAACGGAAGGUGUUUUAUAUACUACAGAAAUAAACAGUGCUAAGGCUAUUAAUUAUAAUCAACAUACAACAGAUAAGGCUGUUAUUGCUGGAAGCGUCGUAGGAUGUAUUCUUCUGGUCAUAUUAGUUACCAUUGUUGUUGUUUUCAUAUUCAAAAGGAAAACAAUUGGAGCUUUUAUUGACAGUCGCUUCAAAGACAGUCCAAGAGUAUCGAAUCCAGUAUACAAAGAACCAAGCGAUGGCUACAAUAAUAUUGUUUUAAAGAACGAUAAUUCUCCAUCUGUUAAUGUGGUUAAAUCGGACGAUUAUAAUCAAUUGCAUGAUAUCAAGAACGAUAACUCAAUGACAACCAGUAACACGUACAACCACCUGGGGCUAACGAUGGGUGAUUACAACCAUUUACAUACUAAUAACAACAGUCUUCGUGUGGAUGAACAGUCGGGGGCAGCAUAUAAUCAUCUUGGUAUGGUGAAUAAUAAGACACGGAAUUCAGAUUACAAUCAUCUGAACGGUAUAGCGGGUCAUAAAAGCGUUUCAGAAAAAGUUCACUAUGCUAACUACAACCAUCUUGGUGACGUAAAGAGUGAGAUUCCAAAGGCUUAUUAUAACCACCUAGACGAAAACAAGAAGAUUUCCAAUGACGGCUACAGCUAUAUAGAAGGCAUAAGCAACGAGAAGACUAGUGAUGACUACCACCAUCUUGGUAAUGUAACCGAACACAUGUUAAAUGAAGACGAUUACAACCAUAUUGGUGACAAAAAGCACGACGCCAUUGUAGAGUACGAACUAGCUCAUAAUGGCGAUUUACAUGUCCGGACAGAACAAGCAGCAGAGGAUGUCCAGUACGAGACAGCUGACGAUGAAAGGGGAGAUUACUCCAAUCUUUCUGAACACCAAUCUAACUAUGAAAAUUUUCCCAUUUCGGGUCAUCAAACAUGUGGGUAAUAUCAUAACUUAUGAUCGUACAAUAACUACCGGUACCUAACAUGAUAGUAUUAUUAUUCUGUAUUAAAAUACAGAUGUGACGUCAUCCAUUUAUGUUGGCGUACCAUUAUUUCAAAUAAUCGUACGGGCAAUGUUCCAAGUGUAACUAGUUAAAAUAUUGAACCCGAGUGACGUGCAAAGCACGUGCAAGUGUCUGUAUUUUAAGUUGUUUAAUGGUCUCGAGCUUAAGACAUUGAGUAAUAUAUUGUAAAAACACUAGGGCCUCACGGCCCUUUUGUUGUUACAAUAUAUUACUUAAUUAUAAUGUCUCGUUCUCGACCAUUAAACAAUACUUAUUUUAGGGUUUGAAUAGAUUAAGUGAUGGAUAAUUUAAUGUAAAACUGGAUAAUUGAGACUUUGUAUAUAAUUGUCCUAACGUUAGUAAUGACGAUCGGGGCUAGCCUAAAACUGAAUCGCUAAUAUCUCGGUUCAGAGAGAAGACAUUUAAUGACUGAAAUUUUCAGCAUAUUCUAUUUUCAUUAUCUAUUUGUGUUAACUAUUAUAGCGAGAACUGUCAUGAUCAGCUCUUUAUCUUAUCUUGCCCAAUCCCCCUAUAAGAUAUAAAAUGCUUUAUUAUAUAAGAUAUAUAUAGUCUAUUUUUAUAGACAUUUAUCGAUAACAUGGAUGUUUGUUUUAACAUGUUGAAGUUAUAGUUUGUUUAUUGUAGAAAUGUAUGUUAAUUUCACAAUUUUAUGCAAUUUUGAUGACAAUAUAUUUUUAUAUCCAAAAGAUCUCGGAUGAAUUCGAUUUUGGCGCGUUUUGGAUCGUAGCUUCUUGGAUUAUACCCUCUGAUUCUACGAAAAUUUACGUUUUUAACUUGUUGACCCUCUAACGGUAACAAUUUUGAUCCUAAUUAGAUAAAACUUAAAGGAUCUAAAGCGCUAAUAUUUGGGACCUACAAAUUGACACAAAUGGGUCGCAACGUAUAUAAUAAUGUAAUA
Molecule: messenger RNA, 2706 nt
Organism: Patella vulgata (common limpet)
Lineage: Eukaryota; Metazoa; Mollusca; Gastropoda; Patellidae
Exons: 5
Coding region: 161-1726 (521 amino acids)
Source: RefSeq, a predicted model, not a curated record